Messenger RNA from Arachis ipaensis, 1007 nucleotides. The record is from RefSeq and is a predicted model, not a curated record. NCBI's taxonomy places the organism in Eukaryota, Viridiplantae, Streptophyta, Magnoliopsida, Fabales, Fabaceae.
GAGAAAGUUGAGUAUAAGAAACUUUCUGAUGAUGACAAAAUAAUUUUUAGAAGAUUCCAGGGUAAGACCCUCAAAAGUCUUACCGAUGAAAUGAUGGAAAUCGGCGUUGGCAACGAAGAGGAACGCCUGAUGUUCAAGAGGAUAUUCAUCCUCUACAUACAGAUGGCGUUCCUUUUGCCAACGACGAUAAACAAAAUAUCACCCGUGCACCUGGCCCCAAUUUUUAAGAUGGACAGCAUAUCGGAGAGAAACUGGGGGGGGGGGCAUAUUUUGACCUUCAUGAUCAAGGGCAUCACAGACUACCAGGAGAAGAAGAAGAAGGCAAUUGAUGGCUGCCUCUUUGCCCUGAUGAUAAUAUACUUUCAUCUUUCAGAAAAUAAAGGCAAGAAGAGGGCUGAAAGACCACCAAAGCCUUGGAUUGUCAACUGGACUAAGGAGCAGUUGGUGGAAAGAAUGACUGCAGAAAGAGAGGAAAUUUUGGUAAGUAAACAUAAUAUGUUACUUGUAUUUUAUUUACCUGAAUGCUGCUAGCUAAAAUAUCUAAUGUUUCAGGGGAUUGUGAAGAUGGCGGAGACAAGAGCAAGAGAAAAAAUGAAAAAAAAAAGAAAAAAAAAGAAAAAAAACAAGAAAUAAAAAAAACAAAAAAAAGGAAGGCGAGUCCAACAUCGUCUUCAGAGACAGAAACAGCUACUGACAAUGACACUUCUACCUCUGAGUCUGAGACUCAAGAAGACUCAGAGGAUUCAGGAAGAAAACACUCCAGCAAAAAGGGGAAAAAAAUGGACUCCAGAAAAAGAAAGCAGAGGCAAAAGGAGUCAGAUUCUGAUUUAGAAUCUGAAUCUGAACCAAGUGAUGAGAGCGAAGAAUCAUCACCUGCAGAAAAGGAGAAGAAAAAGAAAAAAACAAAAACAACACCAAAAAAAACACAACCAAAAAAGAAAAAAGUUGUUGUAGAGGAUUCACCUCCUAAAGAAGAUCAAUACUUUGACGGGUACAGUACCUCGUAA